GGUGGCAGCAGCUGCUCAACUCCUGUCCUGAUUGGGAAGAGUUAAGCUGCGGCAAAAGUGCCUCUGCACUGUCCCCAAACCAGGGUCCCCCUGGUCUGGGGAAGGUGUAGGGAAACUGCUACUUGAGUCCUCCCAGUCACUGAGGACCCAAGUGGAAAGAUGUUCAUUCCAGGGAGAGAAACACUCAUGCAGAGGAGAUCCUUCAGGUGUCAAAGUGAAAGAUCUUUCUCCUAGAUAGGGCUUCUUUCUUACAUGAAAAUCUGAAUGAAUACGUGUAUGCUAACAAUUUCUACCAGGAGAGUGGUGAUUUACCUGGCUCAGAAAUCAUGGAUAGAAAGAGCAUUUUACAAGAGAGAAUGUGUUCACAUCAUACCCAGCACCAAAGACCCCCAUAGGUGUUGCUGUGGGCGUCUAAUAGGUCAACAUGUUGGACUGACUCCAAGUAUCUCCAUUAUUCAGAAUGAGAAAAAUGAAAGCAGACUGACUCGAAAUGACAUCCAGUCGGAGAAAUGGUCUAUCAGCAAGCACACUCAGCUCAGCCCAACAGACGCCUUUGGAACCAUUGAGUUCCAAGGAGGGGGUCACUCCAAUAAAGCCAUGUAUGUACGUGUGUCCUUUGACACAAAGCCUGAUCUUCUUUUGCACCUCAUGACCAAAGAGUGGCAGCUAGAGCUCCCCAAGCUUCUCAUUUCUGUGCAUGGAGGCCUUCAGAAUUUUGAACUUCAGCCAAAACUCAAGCAAGUCUUUGGGAAAGGCCUAAUUAAAGCUGCCAUGACAACUGGAGCCUGGAUAUUCACUGGAGGAGUAAACACAGGUGUCAUUCGGCACGUUGGAGAUGCAUUAAAAGAUCAUGCCUCAAAAUCUCGAGGGAAGAUAUGCACCAUUGGUAUAGCCCCCUGGGGUAUUGUGGAAAACCAGGAGGACCUAAUUGGCAAAGAUGUGGUCCGACCAUAUCAGACAAUGUCCAAUCCCAUGAGUAAGCUGACAGUACUGAAUAGUAUGCACUCCCAUUUUAUUUUGGCUGACAAUGGGACAACAGGCAAAUAUGGAGCAGAAGUGAAACUCCGUAGACAGCUGGAAAAGCACAUCUCACUUCAGAAGAUAAAUACUAGAAUUGGACAGGGAGUUCCAGUGGUGGCACUUAUUGUGGAAGGAGGUCCCAAUGUUAUCUCUAUUGUUUUGGAGUACCUACGAGACACUCCACCUGUUCCUGUUGUGAUAUGCGAUGGCAGCGGCCGGGCAUCUGACAUCCUUGCAUUUGGUCACAAAUAUUCUGAAGAAGGAGGGCUUAUCAAUGAAUCUUUGAGGGACCAGUUACUAGUUACCAUCCAGAAGACGUUUACCUACACUCGGACUCAGGCACAGCAUCUCUUCAUCAUACUCAUGGAAUGCAUGAAGAAGAAGGAGUUGAUUACGGUGUUUCGCAUGGGAUCGGAGGGACAUCAGGACAUUGAUUUAGCUAUCCUGACAGCAUUACUGAAAGGAGCCAAUGCAUCUGCUCCAGACCAACUGAGCCUAGCCUUAGCCUGGAAUAGAGUAGACAUCGCUCGCAGUCAGAUCUUUAUUUAUGGGCAACAGUGGCCGGUAGGGUCCCUUGAGCAAGCCAUGCUGGAUGCCCUCGUGUUGGACAGAGUGGAUUUUGUGAAAUUGCUCAUAGAGAAUGGAGUAAGCAUGCAUCGUUUUCUCACCAUCUCCCGACUAGAGGAAUUGUACAAUACGAGACAUGGACCAUCCAACACUUUGUAUCAUCUAGUCAGGGAUGUCAAAAAGGGAAAUCUACCUCCAGAUUAUAGAAUAAGUUUGAUUGAUAUUGGACUAGUGAUUGAAUAUCUGAUGGGAGGGGCUUAUCGCUGCAACUACACCCGAAAACGAUUCAGAACCCUCUACCACAACUUGUUUGGCCCCAAGAGGCCAAAGGCCCUGAAACUGCUUGGAAUGGAGGAUGAUGUCCCUUUGCGAAGAGGAAGGAAGACAACUAAGAAACGAGAGGAAGAAGUGGAUAUUGAUUUGGAUGAUCCUGAAAUUAACCAUUUUCCUUUCCCCUUCCAUGAGUUGAUGGUGUGGGCUGUCCUGAUGAAGCGUCAAAAGAUGGCCCUCUUCUUCUGGCAGCAUGGGGAGGAGGCUAUGGCUAAAGCUUUGGUGGCCUGUAAACUCUGCAAAGCCAUGGCCCAUGAAGCAUCAGAAAAUGACAUGGUGGAUGACAUAUCUCAGGAGCUGAACCACAAUUCCAGGGAUUUUGGCCAGUUGGCAGUAGAGCUGUUGGACCAAUCAUACAAGCAGGAUGAGCAACUGGCAAUGAAACUGCUAACCUAUGAGCUGAAGAACUGGAGCAAUGCCACCUGCCUGCAGCUUGCUGUGGCAGCCAAGCACCGAGAUUUCAUUGCUCACACUUGCAGCCAAAUGCUGCUCACAGACAUGUGGAUGGGCCGGCUUCGGAUGCGCAAAAAUUCAGGUCUAAAGGUAAUUCUAGGAAUUCUACUUCCUCCUUCAAUUCUCAGCUUGGAGUUCAAGAACAAAGAUGACAUGCCUUACAUGACUCAAGCCAAUGAGAUCCAUCUACAAGAGAAGGAGCCAGAAGAACCAGAGAAACCAGUGAAAGAAAAGGAAGAGGAGGACAUGGAACUCACCGCAAACAACAUGUGCUGCCCCCAGGACCCCGUCUGCAGGCAGGCAGAAGGACCUGCCUACAGGACCCAAUAUGCAGGCAAGCAGAAGGACCAGUCCUCACGAGCUGCCUACAGGACCCGUUUGCAGGCAAUGUUGGGCCGAGGGAAUGGAGAAUCAUCCAGAAAAAAGGAGGAAGAGGAAGUUCAAAGCAGGCACAGGCUCAUCCCCCUUGGAAGAAAGAUAUAUGAGUUCUAUAAUGCACCCAUUGUUAAGUUUUGGUUCUACACACUGGCAUAUAUCGGGUAUCUGAUGCUGUUCAACUACAUUGUGUUAGUGAAGAUGGAUCGCUGGCCUUCUACACAGGAAUGGAUAGUGAUUUCUUAUAUUUUCACACUGGGAAUAGAGAAAAUGAGAGAGAUAUUGAUGUCAGAGCCUGGGAAGCUGUUACAGAAGGUAAAGGUGUGGCUCCAGGAGUACUGGAAUGUCACAGAUCUCAUAGCCAUUCUCCUGUUCUCUGUGGGGAUGGUGCUUCGCCUGCAGGAUCAACCGUUCCGGAGUGACGGGAGAGUCAUAUACUGCGUGAACAUCAUUUACUGGUACAUACGUUUGUUAGACAUCUUCGGAGUGAACAAGUAUUUGGGACCAUAUGUGAUGAUGAUUGGGAAAAUGAUGAUAGACAUGAUGUAUUUUGUCAUCAUUAUGUUGGUGGUUCUGAUGAGCUUUGGUGUUGCAAGACAGGCAAUUCUGUUCCCCAAUGAAGAGCCUUCAUGGAAGCUGGCAAAGAACAUAUUUUACAUGCCUUAUUGGAUGAUCUAUGGGGAAGUGUUUGCAGACCAGAUAGACCCUCCUUGUGGCCAAAAUGAAACCAGAGAGGAUGGCAAAAUAAUUCAGCUGCCUCCCUGCAAGACAGGAGCAUGGAUCGUUCCUGCCAUCAUGGCGUGUUACCUCUUGGUUGCAAACAUCCUCCUGGUGAACCUUCUUAUUGCUGUCUUUAACAACACAUUUUUUGAGGUUAAAUCUAUAUCUAACCAAGUCUGGAAGUUUCAGAGGUAUCAGCUAAUCAUGACAUUUCAUGAAAGGCCAGUUCUUCCACCUCCUUUGAUCAUUUUCAGCCACAUGACUAUGAUAUUCCAACACCUCUGCUGUAGAUGGCGAAAACAUGAAAGUGACCAAGACGAGAGAGACUAUGGACUAAAACUUUUCAUAACGGAAGAUGAAUUGAAAAAAGUUCAUGAUUUUGAAGAGCAGUGCAUAGAAGAAUAUUUUAGAGAAAAGGAUGAUAGAUUUAAUUCUUCCAAUGAUGAAAGAAUCCGUGUCACUUCUGAAAGGGUAGAGAAUAUGGCCAUGAGGUUGGAGGAAGUAAAUGAGCGAGAACACUGUAUGAAAGCUUCACUUCAGACUGUAGACAUCAGACUUGCUCAGUUGGAGGAUAUGAUAGGACGAAUGGCUACAGCCCUGGAGAAGCUGACCGGUAUGGAGAGAGGGGAGACUACCAAAGCACGAUCUAGAACUUCCUCAGACUGUACAGAUGCUGCUUACAUUGUGAGACAGAGCAGCUUCAAUAGCCAGGAAGGGAACACUUACAAGCUUCCAGAAAGUAUAGACGCUGCAGGAGAGGAGUCAAUGUCUCCGACCUCUCCUACUGCUGUUCCCCGCAUGCGAAGCCACUCUUUCUAUGCGGUGAAUCUGAAAGACAAAUGUGGGUUAGACAGAUUGGAAAGUAUGUUUAAAGAAAGGUCUGCGAGCCUGCAUCGAGCUAGUAGCUCGCAGUCUGUAUCAAAAGAAGCAAAGAUACCUUUGAUCCCUACAAGCACUUUGUCUAUUGCCCCAGACUCCAGAAGGCCUUCAUCUUGCAUAGACAUUUAUGUUUCUGCCAUGGAUGAACUGCAAUCUGGUCUGGAACCUCUUGACAGUUCAGUAAAUAUUCUUGGUACUGGAGACCCAGCUCUGCAAGCUCAAAUAGCUUCCUCCAUUCUGGCAAACAGUGCAUAUGUUAGCAGUACACCUGGUGACAGAAUUUCUGGCAGAAGUAUUGAUUAUGAGGAAACCGCUACAAUGGAAACAAGAGCAUUUUCUGCAGAUUAUUCACACAUCACAGAUAGCCAAAACCCCUGGGACUCUGACCCUCCUUUAUAUCAUACCUUAGAGCGAUCUAAAAGCAGUCGUUACCUGGCUACAACCCCAUUUAUUCUAGAGGAAACCCCAAUUGUGAAAUCGCAUAGUUUUAUGUUCUCUCCUUCUCGGAGCUAUUUCAGCAGCCUCGGGGUGCCAGUCAAAACAGCAGAGUAUACAAGUAUUACAGACUGCAUAGACACCAGAUGUGUCAGCGCUCCCCAGGCCAUAGCAGAAAGGUCCAGUUUCCCUGGAAGUCAUGGAGGCAAAGUGGACGACUUAGGAUGCUGCCACCCGGAGAGAGAAGCAGAGCUAAGUCAUCCAAGUUCAGAUAAUGAGGAGACUGAGGUCAAAGACAAGAAGGGGAGUGCCUUAUCUCCUCAGGAUAGCAACACUGCAAGAACUCUAACCAACAGCAUACCGCUUCCAAAAAUAGAGCGAGCCAACAGCUACUCUGCAGAUGAGUCCAACAUGCUGUAUGCACACACAAGGAAGAGCUACUCCAUCAGUGAUAAACUCGAUAGGCAGCGUAACACAACAGCCUUGAGAAAUCCAUUCCAGAGGAGUAAAUCAUCCAGGCCAGAAAGUAGAGGGGACACCCUGUCUAUGAGAAGACUGUCCAGAACAGGCGCUUUCCGUAGUUUUGAGACUAAGCACAGCUAAACAUAGGCAUGUGCAGCAGGAAGUCUAAGGGUCAUCUGCUCUCCAGUCCAUUUUCUUUAGCAGAUUUAAAUAACCUCACAUCGUGAUUUGUCAACUAAUGUCAGUCUCUGCUGUCAGUCAGCCUAGCACUUUGUUAAUCUCAGUGUCACACACUGGCUUACUGGAUCUUGACUGAGUUGACAUUUGCACUUAAGGAAAAAAGGGAGGGAAGAAAGUUUUAUAAGACUUUUUUAAAAAAACCACUUCAUGAAGUCAUCAGUAAUUAGUAAAUCUGUUCGGAAAUCUGCCUUUUACUAAAAGGCAUCCCAGGAUGCCUGAUGAUUAUUUCUGAGUUUCUAGGACACAGGGAGAAAUCGACAAAAAAGAAAACAUACAAAUGAUGCAUUCUAAAUUGAAGUUCUGAUUUCUUUUACAUCUGUUUCACUGUUGUGAUGACAGAUGAAAAGCACCAGUAUUUUUGUAGGAACCAGCAGCAAGUAAACCUUAGAAUCUCCCCAGUCCCUAUAUCACUACACUUCUAAAACUGAUCAUCAUAAAGACAAACAGCAAAGUUAAUAAUCAUACUUCACCUGUAUCUUUUUGUAUUAACUGCUAGUGCCACAAAAUGUUUAUAUUUUCAAGAAAAGAAAGGGAAAAGAAAUGCCUUUUUUAUUGCAACAUAAAUGAAGGAAGAAUUUAUGUAAAAAAAAAAAUUGCUAGGUGAUUUCCUGUAUUAAGCAGGCAUUCUAGCACACUUGAGCAAGCUCAGGAUGAAUGUAAAAAGUGGAAUAGUAUAUAUUUAUUUUUUUAACUAACUUGUCAUCAAUACAUUGUUUCACUAAAUUAAAAGUUGCCAUGGAACAAUAAGAAUAACGUGCUGCUGAAGUACUGUUCCAUACAUUUCCAUUUUUUUAUUUCUGUGAAUAGCUUUUUCCUGAGUUGAUACCAUGUUUUUCUUGCUGUUCCAUCAUCAAGCUGCCAAUUUUUCACAUCAUUCCCCCAUUCAAACACAUCGUGUUUGUUUAUUACUAUCCGGUUUUAUUUGACCAUUUCGAAAUAUACAAAGCUUAUCAAGCGGUCUGAUCUCAGAUUAACGCAAUUUGACUGAAGUUAUUUAAUGGGAAAUGUUCCUGGCAGAGUAUUUCCAAACAUUAAAAAAAGACGGUGGAGGUAAGCUAAAGCAACAAGAUGAAAACAGAGGUAUUUGCUAGCAGCAAAAGCCAUCACUUGCAAGUAUGCUUCCAUUAUACACAAAGCUACAACAAAAGCAAUGUACAUUUUGAUAGGAAAAAAGCAUUGCUUCAGAAUGCAUAUAGGACCCCGCUGGACCUCAGGGUGUUGUUACACAUUACAGUUCGCACAUGCUAAUUCUAAGGAAUGUUAGGCAGUAUUAAAGUUAGCACACACUAUAAGUAGUUGAACUUAAGGGUUAAUACCCUCUAAUGUGCACAGCUCUGGCUUGCUGCUAGAGGGCUGGUGAGCAGGGGCAUGGCUAGGAAUUGCCAAGUCUGCCUUAUGGCUGCCUGACUCUCCAACUCUCCAGUGGUUUCCUGCUCACUUUCCUCCCCCACCCCCAUGAAGAUCAUAGAAGAUCCUUGCUCAACCCCCUUCCCCUCUCCCCCAAGGCUCCCCACUCAUCCAUAACUCUCCACGGCUUUGUCAGUCCAGGACAGUAGAGUUCUGACAGACAGAUCAUCCAUAUGGAAGGGGCUGAACGUGGUGCAUCCUGGGAUACUGGAGAACUUCAAAUUGCUGGUAUUGGCCCCAUGAAGCAAACUGACAUUACCAAAACAUGGGCUGCCUAAUGCCAGCUGGAGAUACUCCUCACCCAAAGAAGCAUAACUUUGAGCUAUUGUGAGGACACUUAGCUCUUCUUUUCCUGCCUUAACUUGUGGACACUUCCAUCUUAAAAGCAUUUAACAUGUGGUAAAGGAAAUGUCUAACAACACCUUCAGUGGUAACUCCACCUAUGAAUUCAGUUGCAAAAUGUGGUCCAUAGUAUCAAUAAGGAGUAGUAGUACCAAUAAGGAUAGUAUCAAUCAGUCCAUAGUAACAAUAAGGAUCAUCCUUUGUAAACAGAGCUAAUGAAGGAAAGACAUUUCUUGCCAUAUGACAGUCCAUGAAAAUAAUGAUUUUAUCAUAGUUUUACAUCACUUGUGAGCAGGAAAGGUUAAAAGUGAAACCAAUUUAAAUUAAUACCAUGAACAUUAGUUUGAAAUACAACAGUCUCUAAAAGUAACCACCAUGCAUAUGGAUUCAGGCCCCUUUUCUAAUGAUAUUAAUAUCAAUAUAAGUAGGAUUUUCGAGGCUGCCUCUGGAUUUUUUGGUGGGACAACCCUUUCCCAUUCAUUUUAGUGGAAAUUGGCCAUCCCACUCUCUGAAGCAGCUUUGGAAAUUUUGUCCUAAAUUUGAUACUUAGAGUGUCACUCCAGAGGACUCUGAGCUCUGUAUGGUAAGCAAACAACUCUCAAGAACAACAGAACCCUGCCUAAAAAAUAAAAUGGCUAUCUAAAGAGUAGGGGCAAAAACCGUGAAAACGCUGUUCACUUUGUGAAAAGUCGGUGAAAUAAAAAAAUGCAGCAUGGUAACUUAAAAUACAAAGUAUAGUGUUAUUGCAUCAACUAUUUCCUUUCCAUAGCUUGUUCCAUUAGGCCUUCAGUGAGCUAGGCUCAGCUCCAUCCAGAUACCAUGUUUACUUGAUUCCCUUGCAGUCUAUGCACAGCUUUAAUGUUUCAUGAUGUGACCAAGAAAGGGUAAAGUUUCUGACCCAUCUCUAAGUGAAUUACAAAGCACUCUUGUGAUGGGCUAAUUAAAAAAUAGCACAAAGCCCAGGGACAAAGCAACUUUUGUUUAAAAAUCUGCUUCAAAUGUGCCAACUUUUGUUAACAGUCUUUUCCUAUGGUUUCUCUACAUUAUUUUUUGCUUGUUUUAUUAUUAUUAUUAUUAUUAUUAUUACUCUUAUUACUAUUAUUUAAGAAUGUUUUCUGAAACUAUUCAUAGACUUUUCCACCUUCAUCAGUAUCCUUGGCACGUACUAGAGAAACUCAAUGCUGAAUUAGUUUAAGGAGCAGAGAUCUCCUCUGGCUGAUUCACUGUUAGAUUGUCAGGGUGGAGGGGUUUCCCAAACCCAAAAGCUGUAUAAAUAAUUAGAAUACAGCACUUUAUUAACCUGGAGUAUAAAUUCCAGGCAUAGUGAAGCAGGAAGCUUUAUUUACCUCUUUUAAAAAUCUCCAUUAUAUAUAAAAUGUAAAUUAAGAUAUAAAAAGGUGUGAUCACAAAAUGUCAGAACACAACUUUUCCUGAAUGUCUCCCAUUUACUCUAAAAAUGUGGUAUCUAUAGAACAUAUUAUGAUGGAUGUUAGAAUAUUUUGUUUAUCUUCACUAGUUAUUUACUUACACACUACAUGAAAUGCUGCCUAUUUUAAGGCAAUGAUAAAAUUCCCAUUGGCGUCAGUGGGACCAGGAUUUCACUCCCUGCCUCAGUAGUGAAUGGUAGUUUGUUUUAAAUUCCUUAGUGGAGAUAAAAAUCUUACCAUCCAUCAUUUUAUAACUAUAGCAUGUGCCAUAUGAUAUACUAUGUAUUGAAUGAUAUAUUAUAACAUCUAUAUAUAUAUAUAUAUAUCCCAUGUAUAAUCCAGUAUGGUUGUGACAUGUGAUCAUGUUAGUGAACAUUACAGGAGAGCUUUAACAUCACAUUAUGAAGUCAUGUGUUUAUAAAUCUGUAACAUUCAAUAAAAUAGCACAUGUUGCAUUGAACAUUAAAUUCCACUUUUCAAGGUGUUAGCAUACAUAUGGAAUAUGCAUUUUUGGUCACAAUCCGUAACUGCUGUAUGUUUCGCACAUUCUUCUGUAUAGCUCCACUGUAAAUGUCUGUAUGAGCUGAUGUAUAAUUCUUUAAUGAGCCACUAUGAGCUGUGAUAGGUGAGUUGUGAUAGCGUGAAAGAUGAACUGGCAUGUUAUGCAAAAGAUUAUAAGAUACAUGAACUUUAAAUAAUAUUUUGAAACUAAAUUGAAUUUGUUGUUUGUUUACAUAUGCUGGCCAACUAAGGAAGCAGUGUACAGUAUUUUAUAAAUAUUUUCCUAUAGUAAUCCAUUCUGUUGUUUCUAGUUUAAGUGAUGCUAUUCUGAGGUUGGGUAUACACUUGUCCUAGUUAUUGGAUUUUAGCACAUUAUGCUUUCACAAUACCAAUGUGAUAUGACUGAAGUAGUUUCUCUUUCUUAAAGUCCAGUCUUUUUUUGUGGCAAUGAAAAUGCAUGCAUUGUUCCAUGAAUUUCUUUGGACUACUAUGAGGCUUAACAUUUUACUAUUGCCUGCCUGUAAUGAUGAAUCCAGUUAGGAAUUAAUUCAAGUUUUUGAACUUUUACAUUAUUUUCCAUUAUGUCCAAUCUUUAAGCAAACAAAACUUAUUUCUAAUUUUUUUUUUAAAUAGAGAUAAUGAUUUCAUGAAAAAAUGAAGUAUUAAACUCCAAGGUGUGAACCUUUAGCAGUCCUGAGACAUUUAGCUCUCUGUUUUGGAACGGGAAAGGUGCUUCAUUCCUGCAUUUAGCACAGUUGUGUAAUAAGUAAUGACAAGAAGAUCUAAAUUGUUAAAACAGAAAAAACACUAAGAAAAUGCCCAUUAAUUCAUGUGGCAAAACUGCUCUCCACUCUAGUUAUAUAUUGUUAUUUAAAUAAUUUUGGUGAAAAUGGAUCUUUGUCUCUGGAAGGGUGUUUUUGUCUUAAAAUAUGUAAUUUUUGUAAAAGAAGAAAAUGAUUUGUUUCUUAGAAGUUGUUCAGCGCAUGAAAAAUGCAAAAGUAGAAAAUUUAACUUUGCAAACAACUGCUUACACAAUAUAAUGAGUGCUGUUCACAGCAUAGGGCCUUAUUCUAAUCCCUGCAGUUGGAAUGACAAGGGCAUCCCUCUCUUGAAAGCAAAUGUUAGUGAAUUUAUGACCAUUGAGUAAGUCUU
Messenger RNA from Gavialis gangeticus (Gharial), 10310 nucleotides. RefSeq names its product transient receptor potential cation channel subfamily M member 3 (gene TRPM3). The transcript has 26 exons. NCBI's taxonomy places the organism in Eukaryota, Metazoa, Chordata, Crocodylia, Gavialidae. Gene Ontology annotation, biological process: protein tetramerization; monoatomic cation transmembrane transport. Gene Ontology annotation, cellular component: membrane. The coding region runs from base 265 to 5382 and encodes 1705 amino acids. The record is from RefSeq and is a predicted model, not a curated record. Gene Ontology annotation, molecular function: monoatomic cation channel activity.